Orbilia oligospora ATCC 24927 is the source of this 657-nucleotide messenger RNA. RefSeq lists its product as uncharacterized. NCBI's taxonomy places the organism in Eukaryota, Fungi, Ascomycota, Orbiliomycetes, Orbiliales, Orbiliaceae. The transcript has 2 exons. The record is from RefSeq and is a predicted model, not a curated record. Gene Ontology annotation, molecular function: 3-hydroxyacyl-CoA dehydratase activity. Gene Ontology annotation, biological process: sphingolipid biosynthetic process; very long-chain fatty acid biosynthetic process; fatty acid elongation. Gene Ontology annotation, cellular component: endoplasmic reticulum membrane. Bases 1 to 657 code for a protein of 218 amino acids.
AUGGCCUCCCGGCCCCCAGCAAAGCAACGACAAGAGCUUAAGCUCAAAGCCAACUAUCUAGUCGCUUAUAACACUUUAUCCUCCGCAUUAUGGGCCGUAGUCCUCGUUCGCACGAUACUGAUCAACAUCCGGGAAGGACCCGAGAAGGUGUAUGAAGGUGUUGGAGAGUAUACGAAAUGGACACAGACUUUGGCGACGAUGGAGAUCGUGCAUGCUCUUGCUGGCAUAGUCCGCACCCCCCUAACAACAACCGUAGUCCAAGUCGCCUCCCGUCUAAACCUCGUCUGGCCGAUCCUCCACCUCUGUCCCGAAUCCAUGCGUACCUCCACAGCCUACUCGACCAUGCUCCUUGCCUGGUCGAUCACCGAAGUAAUCCGAUACACCUAUUAUGCUCGAAACCUCCAAGGAGAACCGCCAGCCUGGCUUACCACCAUGAGGUAUAAUACUUUUUUCAUAUUGUACCCGGUGGGGAUAUUAAGUGAAGCUUGGGAGAUUUAUGGAAGUCUCGGGGAGUUGGAGGGGGUUAGUGGCGUUGUGGCUUUGGUUGAGAAAGCGGUGCUUUAUGGGAGUUAUGUGCCCGGUGCAUAUGUGAUGUAUACGCAUAUGAUGCAUCAGAGGAGGAAGAUGAUGAGAGGGAAGAAGCCGAUGAGGAAUUAA